This is a messenger RNA of Perkinsus marinus ATCC 50983, 679 nucleotides long. RefSeq lists its product as hypothetical. The annotation marks the transcript as partial. The transcript has a single exon. The record is from RefSeq and is a predicted model, not a curated record. NCBI's taxonomy places the organism in Eukaryota, Perkinsozoa, Perkinsida, Perkinsidae.
AUGUCUGUGGUCUAUCAAGAGCUUGGCCCUCCAUUACUACAAGGUGUCUUGAAGGACCGACCUAUUCCGUCUGUAACGGAUGCUGGUCGUGGGUACUCCGUGUCGGCUACUCGAAGGAAACCUGAACCCCUGAAGGUACCUACCCGUAUGAUUGAAUCAUUGUCUAACUUACAAAAAAAGAAAACCCCCAGCAAGAAUUUGAUUAUGCCGCCUGAACCCCCUCUCCGAGGUCCCAACUGCCCUGAAAUUAAUUUCGACGAUACCCAGGCUUCUCGCCAUAACGGUCGGAAGAAGCGGAAUGCCAAGCGUAGACGCCGAAGGGAUCUCCAAAGGAAGGUUCACAAGAAGGUCCAGAGAGUUGUCGCCUCCGCCUUGCCGUGGCCUCGGUUGAUCGCUAUGUUGUCUGUCAAAGAGCCCUUGACCAACGACGAAUUGGCUGCUGAUGGGCUACCGACAAAAAUGCCGAUUCCCGACUCUUGGCUACCCCCGGUCCCACGGCCUGGCGAUAUUGGAACGCUGUGGCCCCCGAGUGGAGUCACUACGGAUGAUAUGGUGGACGAUGAUAUCUCUGGUGCCCUUAGAUUCGCGGUCCCCGACCUCACUGAUGAGGUCCCUCGUGUUAUACUUCCAUCUAUUGACCUUUCUGUGUAUCCCAAUAAAAAAAGAUUUGCUAAAUUAU